Messenger RNA from Phyllostomus hastatus (greater spear-nosed bat), 2255 nucleotides. It is a transcript of the gene AKAIN1, whose product is annotated as A-kinase anchor inhibitor 1. Bases 281 to 490 code for a protein of 69 amino acids. Lineage: Eukaryota; Metazoa; Chordata; Mammalia; Chiroptera; Phyllostomidae. The transcript has 2 exons. The record is from RefSeq and is a predicted model, not a curated record.
GAGGGAUGAAUUGAGCAGGGAUUCCGUCUCCUCCUCCUGCCGCUGCGGUGGCUGCCUGCGGAGCAGUGCAUUGUGGAGACUGAGCACGCUGCAGCUGCUGGAGCUGCAGCCCCGGGAUCGCGCGGCAGGGAGCUGUCCGAGGUGCUGACUUCCCCGGCUUGCAGCCGGCCGGCGCCCGGCGCGCGCACCUGCACCGGACCCCUCCAAAUCCUAGCCUUCCUCCACACUCCGUCUGACUGCCUGCCUUUCUUUACCUAGGGCGUAGCGGCUGGAGGAAAUCAUGGUGUUCGCUCCAGGUGAGAAAACUGGAAAUGAGCCUGAAGAGGUGAGGUUGCAGAAAGCCAGCAAACAGAUUGUGCAGAAUGCCAUCCUGCAAGCUGUGCGACAAGUCUCCCAGGAGAGUCGGCUGAAGGAAGAGAGAAACAGUGAUAACCGGGGCAACUUCCAGCUAGGUGUGGGGGAAUUGACCAAGAAGCAUGAAAAGAAGUAACACAGUGGAUCUGGCGCUUGUCAUAUGCUUGUCUUCCAGACUUCCUCUUAGUAUAGGAUGCAUUGCCAUAAUGUUGCCAGUAAAGCAAACCAAAGUGUCAUUGGCCCCUAGCUGUAAAAUGAUUUCAUACUAGCCCUUGGUUCAGAAGCACUGUUUUCAAAAAGUGCAUUAGAUGAUUCUGUUUAUAUUAAUGCAGUGCCUUUGACACACUGUGGGGUGAAACAAGACACUGUAACUGCAAAAGUAGUUUUGCAGCACAAUUUAUUUUUAAAGUUCUUUUUAACAAAAUAGUUCUGUCUUGUUUAUUUACUUCUGCCUUUUAUGUAUUCUUUCUGUGACCUUCACCAGCAGCCCCUUUUGCUGUAGUACCGAGUAUAGUACUGUGUUCAUUAUAUUUUUAAAGACUUUCUGGAAAAGGGAAAGAAUGAAGUUUCAGUCACUUUCAAAUAUGGAGUUGAAGGUCAAAUUAAGCAGAGGCAAAGUCUAACACUGGAUCUUAUCAAGGCAUAUAUUUAUAUUACUUUUUAAAAAGGAGAAGUGUAGCUUUUUAAGAACUAUCUUUUAGUUUCAGUUGUUUGAUAAUUGGUGUUUACUCUCUGUGCAGAAAUCAUUUGGAAAUAUUGUGGAUUUUUUUCAUCUCAAAAUUAAAAUAAGACAAGUACAUCUAUAAUAUGCAUAAGCUGUCAAUGACUCAGUUCUUUACCAGCCCCAUCAGUAGCCACUAGAAUUGUAGAUUCCACCCUAGAGAUGCACUGUGGUCUGUUUCUGAGGUGCAGUGUCUCUAAAAAGGUCUGUGGGGCCUAUAAAUGCCAUGUUGCCAUCAGGCUAUGCAUUUGCCCUAGUGCAUUGCUAAUAAGAACUUUCCUUUUCCCAUUCACAAAUUAGAAUUAUUUUCUUGAGAUUAUGAAAAUCAUAUAUAUCAGAAAUGAUUAAUAAUUAAAAUGGAGAGGCCAUUAAAAAACUCUCUGAAGCAUAAAAAUACAGUGGGAACAAUAAAGUGACAGUAUUGUGAAUGCAGUGACAAUGAUGUAUGCGUGUAUGAAUAAAGCUCCUUAUUGCAACAGUAUGACUUCUGCUUCAUUUCCAUGUGGAUAAUGCAGAUCUUUCUGGAGUUUUUGGAGUCCCAUUUCCUGGGCUUCACAACAGUUAUUGAAUUGGUGUUACUGAGUGAAGAGGAAGAUUUUGACUUGUGUAAUAAACAUUUGGCUUCAGAGUAUCAAUGGUUACAUUUGAUAGUUUUUUUAAAAGCCCAGUAUUUGCAUAUAAAGUAUGACUGUAUUAAGACAUAUUUGUAAAAUUCCAAUGUUACGUAUUUUUCAGAAUGGAUACUACUGAUAGUGAUACAUAAAUGAACACAAUCUCUUAUCAGCUCUGCUAGACUAUCUCAUUAUGUACACAUGGAACAAAUUCACAGGGGGAAUGGCUGUGGGAGAAAGCAGAGGGCUUAAAAUUUAAAUAUGGGUUAUUCAUAAAAAUUUUUAACACAACUCAUGACAGUUAAAGAAUGAGUUUAAGCUGAGCUGAUGGAAUAUCAUUGAUGUGACAUAAUUGAACAGUGUAGAUAGUAGGAAUGGAGGUAUUAAGGAAAAUUAUUUAAGAGUAUUCAUAAAUAAAAUAUAAACCCAAUGCUUGUAGUUUGCAACUAUUCUGACACUAUAUCUACUAAGCCUUCUGGAUAUAACCAAUCUUGGACAUUGCUGUCAUACAGAAACACAGACACAUGCUUUCUUUCUUCUCUGGUGUGUUUGUGCUAACACAUUGGGGA